AGUACAACGCCUGAAAAGCAAAAUCCAGGAAGAGCGCCUGUCUACCGUCCAGGCAUGAAUGAUGAGACAGAUUGUGUGGAGAACUUUGACCCCGAGACGAAUUUCCAGGAUUACAUCAACUGCAUUUACGAAGAUGGACCCAACAUGACACACACCUAUGAUAUUCCAGUCGAUGUCUAUCCCGUCGGCACCGUUUACCUCUUCACUCUCUUGCUAGGGAUGGUGGGAAACUCCUUGGUGAUAUUCUGUAUCGUUAAACACAAAGGAAUGCGAAGCAUUACAAACAUCUUCUUACUGAGCCUCGCUUGUGCUGAUUUGUUGCUUGUUCUAAUUUGUGUACCAGUCAAGGGAAUCGCCUUUUUCUCAUUUACCUGGACAAUGGGUUUCGUGCUGUGUAAAAUGGUUCACUAUGUACAAAAUGUCUCCAUGAUUUGCUCUGUUAUGACGCUUACAAUGAUGAGUGUAGAGAGGUACAUAGCCAUCCGGUACCCUCUUAAAGCUAAGUACCUAUGUACUUUAGUCCACGCCAAAAUUGUCAUCUUCUGUACUUGGUUCCUCUCACUCUUCGUGGCUAUACCUAUUUUAUUUGGACAGCAACUUGUCGAAGUCGGAUAUUUCAUGAAAGGUUAUUUGUGUAUCAAGGAAUGGUCAACGCCAGAGAUGAGUAAAUUAUAUGAACUCUACAUGUUCUUUAUAAUGCUCGUUAUUCCAACAUGUGUAAUGAUUGUGGCCUAUUCUGGUAUUUACUGCGAAAUGGUUAGUGUUACAGCACGAAGAGCAGACAUGAGAACUGGCAGUCUUUCAGAAAGUUCUUCGAACCACAAUAACUACAAAAUGACCAAAUCAAACAAGAAAACAGCCAAAAAAAUAUCUGUGGAAGAUGACAAAACGAAAAUGCAGGUUCUGAAGAUGUUAGCGGUUGUUGUCCUGCUGUUCGUUCUGUGCUGGGCACCAAUUCUUAUCAACAACGUUUUGGUGGGUUUCGAAAUCCUACCCGUCCUUCACUACGGUCACAUGAAACCCGUUCGCAUGGCUUUCCACCUCAUGUCUUACUUCAACAGUUGCAUCAACCCAGUCGUCUAUUCAUUUCUGUCUAGAAACUUCCGCGAGUCAUUCAAACAUAUAUUCCGUAACUUGUGCAACAGAAGUCUACGACCAACGAACGGUCGUGAACGAUCUACUAGAAGAUCUACCGUGUCCUUCACAACAAGGUCUACCUCAUUUAAUCAGAAUCGUCGACAUCACAACAAAAGCAGCGAGGAGAAACUGGACCACAGCAACUCCAGUUCAGACAACGUCAAGAUCACCAUUGUAUCGUGUUCUGAAGAUGCCUGAACUGGUCGAGGUUAAUCAAUGAAAUAUAUUAUUCAUCCAUUUGUAAAUGGGUUAUUUAUUAUAUAAUGUACCGUUUUGUUCAAUCAGUCGUUAAAUAUCUAUUAUUAUCAAAUUAGAUUUGA
Messenger RNA from Octopus bimaculoides (California two-spot octopus), 1457 nucleotides. Its product is annotated as galanin receptor type 1. The record is from RefSeq and is a predicted model, not a curated record. Lineage: Eukaryota; Metazoa; Mollusca; Cephalopoda; Octopoda; Octopodidae. Gene Ontology annotation, biological process: G protein-coupled receptor signaling pathway. Gene Ontology annotation, molecular function: neuropeptide Y receptor activity. Gene Ontology annotation, cellular component: plasma membrane.